AUGACGGUUGCGGCGAAAGACAAGAGGGAAAACGCAUCCUCGCAACGCGCCGUGGAAGCCAUCUCGCGCAUAGAAACCUUAAUAAAAUCUAUACAAAAAGGAACCUUAGAAGAGGUCAUAAAAUCCUGCCUCGCAUUCCGCGACCAAACGGAGGUAUUGAGCGCACGAGACGUGAAAGGAAGAGGGUGUUUACACUUAAUAGCGCAGAGGCGAGACGUGGCGGCGGUGGAUAUUUGCAAACACUUGGUGGGAAAUGUAAAGUGCGACGUGGAGAUGAGAGACGCCGACGGCGCGACAGCUUUACUCAUCGCGAUGUCGAGAGCGAAUGCUUUAGUUCUGGAGUAUUUGUUAGUGGAUGGGAAAGCUGACGCGCUGGUGACAUCGAAGGACGAGAGGAACGCGUGGCACUUUUUAGCCGAGUGGGACGGCGGGCGAGAGCAGGCGAGAGAGACGGCGGACGUGUUGAUGACGAAAUGUGGUGGUGGGCCGGAGAGAGUGCAAGAGGUGAAACGAAUGUUGGAGAAGAAAGCGAGUGGAGGGAAUACCGGGUCGCCGUUUUUGUUCGCGGUCGGGUGCGGGUCUCACGAAGUGGCAAAGUUGCUUUCUCGGGAACUCGACAUCGAAGGGAAGCGGGAGACGAUACGCGAGGAGACGUUGCAGUCGGGAGUCGGCGCUGUGGUGUUAGCAACCGCGAGUGGCUGCGUGGAAACCUUACGGUUUGUUUUAGAAGAUUGUAAAAUAGAUGCAAAUCAGAGAGCGGAAGGUGGGAUGUCUGCUUUGCACGUGCUCGCCAGUCACCCGAAAUGGGCCGGGACGGAUCCGGAAGACUCGGAAACGAGAAAGAAAGCGCUUGACGUUUUACUCAAUAAUGGAGCCGAUGCGAACGCGCGAGAUAAAGACGGAAUGAAAGCGAUACACGCAGCUGCCGCGUGUAGAAGAGAGGAUGUGGUUGAGUAUUUGCUUUCGCACACGGAAAAAGAUGAAAAUUUGAAAGAAGAAGACGAAUGGAACGCGCAAGCGGUGAUGCGACGCGUGGAGGAGUUGAUCAUGGAGAUUCGCAGACAACACAGCGGCCAAGCGGAAGGCAAUCCCGAGCAAAAUUUGCACGAUUUACCACAAACUAGCAUAACUAGGCACACACUUGGUCCACAAAAGAAGUUAUCCGAGGAGGAAAUGAAAGAAGCAGAGCAACAUAAACGCCUCGGCGACGAAGCGUUCGUCGGCGGUAAAUACCAAGACGCCUUGGACGCGUACACGAAAAGUUUGGAAACCGACGAGUGGAACUCGAAAGUGUGGGCGAACAGGUCCGCGUGUAAAGAAAAACUGAACGAUUAUUUGGAAGCGAGAAAAGACGCUGUCACUGCGAGAUCACUCGACCCAACCUACCUGAAAGCCUGGUUUCGUGAAGGCAAAGCGGCGAGGGCGAUGAACGAUUUCGAGGGCGCCGCGGUGGCGUUUUUUGAAGGUUUGCGCUUGGACGAGAAUAACGCAGAUCUGAAGAAUGGAUUCGAGGAGGCGGUUUCCGAAGGCAGAAGAGCGUUCAUGCAGCAAGAAAAGAACAUGAAUAAGAAGUGA
Bathycoccus prasinos is the source of this 1575-nucleotide messenger RNA. RefSeq lists its product with no specific name. The record is from RefSeq and is a predicted model, not a curated record. NCBI's taxonomy places the organism in Eukaryota, Viridiplantae, Chlorophyta, Mamiellophyceae, Mamiellales, Bathycoccaceae. The transcript has a single exon. Gene Ontology annotation, molecular function: protein binding. The coding region runs from base 1 to 1575 and encodes 524 amino acids.